Molecule: messenger RNA, 6145 nt
Organism: Cloeon dipterum
Lineage: Eukaryota; Metazoa; Arthropoda; Insecta; Ephemeroptera; Baetidae
Gene: slo
Product: calcium-activated potassium channel slo
Exons: 28
Coding region: 304-3900 (1198 amino acids)
Biological process (GO): potassium ion transmembrane transport
Cellular component (GO): postsynaptic membrane
Molecular function (GO): large conductance calcium-activated potassium channel activity
Source: RefSeq, a predicted model, not a curated record
CUAAAUAGGACAGUGGGUGAGUCGGACGUCACUGGGCCACGAACGCGAGGCAGCAGAGCGUCCCCGCCGGCGGCCAGGCAGAGCGUGCGCACACCGGCGGGGUCCCGGCUAUCGAUCAGAGCCACUCUCGCACUCACUCGCUGCGAGAGAGAGCCGAGAGCGAGAGAGAGAGAGCGCGCGGUGGAAAGAGUGCGAGAAUCGCGCGGCGAGCCAGAGUGCAGGCAGCAGGUGCGGGGCCUGGCGAUGGGCUAGCCCUGGCGAGGGCCGUUCCGCAGCCAGGCAGCAGAGUCAGGCAGCAGCAGGAUGAGCGACGGCGAGGCGACGGCCACCACUACCGCCACCAGCGAGGAGCCGGUCAUCGUUGACGACUGCCUCAGCGUGCGAAAAUGGUGGUGCUUCCUGCUCUCGAGCAUCUUCACCUUCCUGGCCGGGCUGGCCAUCGUGCUGCUGUGGCGGCUCUUCGCCUUCCUCUGCUGCCGCAAGGAGCCAGAGCUCGCGCCCAACGACCCCAAGCAGAAGGAGCAGCGCUCGCAGCGCCAGAACAAGCAGGAGUUCGAGGGCACCUUCGUCACCGAGGCCAAGGACUGGGCUGGCGAGCUCAUCUCCGGCCAGACCACCACCGGACGCAUCCUGGUCGUGUUGGUGUUCAUUCUAAGUAUAGCGUCGUUAAUAAUCUACUUCAUUGAUGCCUCAAGCGAGGAAGUGGAGAGAUGCCAAAAGUGGAGUGACAAUUUCACUCAACAAAUAGAUCUAGCCUUCAAUAUAUUUUUUAUGGUGUACUUUUUUAUACGUUUUAUAGCUGCAAGCGACAAGCUCUGGUUCAUGCUAGAAAUGUAUUCGUUUGUUGAUUACUUCACGAUUCCCCCUUCGUUUGUAUCGAUAUACCUGGAUAGAACAUGGAUAGGUCUCCGAUUCCUGCGAGCCUUGCGUCUAAUGACGGUGCCAGACAUUCUGCAGUAUCUCAACAUCCUGAAGACUUCGAGCUCCAUCAGAUUGGCGCAGCUCGUUUCGAUUUUCAUCUCGGUCUGGCUGACGGCCGCUGGCAUAAUUCAUCUGUUGGAAAACUCGGGAGACCCGAUGAACUUUGAAAAUCCACAACAGCUUUCCUACUGGACGUGCGUCUAUUUCCUAAUCGUCACCAUGUCCACCGUGGGCUACGGUGACGUCUUCUGUCAAACCGUGUUCGGCAGGACGUUUCUUGUAUUUUUCCUACUCGUCGGCUUGGCGAUAUUCGCGAGUUGCAUUCCCGAAAUCAUUGACCUCAUCGGAACUAGACCCAAGUAUGGUGGUACUCUCAAGAAUGAAAGGGGACGAAGGCAUAUUGUUGUGUGCGGUCAUAUCACUUAUGAGUCCGUCUCGCAUUUCUUAAAAGACUUUCUUCACGAAGACAGAGAGGACGUCGACGUGGAGGUUGUAUUCUUGCACAGAAAGCCACCUGACUUAGAGCUGGAAGGCUUAUUCAAGCGCCAUUUCACGACAGUAGAGUUCUUCCAAGGGUCAAUCAUGAAUCCAAUCGACCUGCAGAGGGUCAAGGUGCACGAAGCAGACGCCUGCCUCGUCCUCGCCAACAAGUACUGUCAGGACCCUGACGCCGAGGACGCCGCCAAUAUCAUGCGCGUCAUCUCCAUCAAAAACUACUCGGACGACAUCAGGGUCAUCAUUCAGUUGAUGCAAUACCACAAUAAGGCGUACCUCCUGAAUAUCCCUUCGUGGGACUGGAAGCAAGGUGACGACGUCAUCUGUCUGGCGGAGUUGAAGCUCGGUUUCAUCGCACAAUCGUGCCUGGCUCCAGGCUUCUCGACAAUGAUGGCCAACCUGUUCGCCAUGCGCUCCUUCAAAACGUCCCCAGACACGCAGGCCUGGCAGAACGACUACCUCCAAGGGACAGGAUGCGAGAUGUACACCGAGACGUUGUCUCCGUCUUUCACUGGAAUGACCUUCCCGCAGGCCAGCGAGUUGUGUUUCACGAAAUUAAAGCUGCUUCUGCUUGCGAUCGAGAUCAAGGGCGAGGACGGCAUUGACAGCAAGAUUUCGAUCAAUCCUCUCAGGGUGAAAAUUCAAGCCAACACUCAAGGUUUCUUCAUCGCACAAUCGGCCGACGAGGUCAAGAGGGCCUGGUUCUACUGCAAAGCGUGCCACGACGACAUCAAGGAUGAAACUCUGAUAAAAAAGUGCAAGUGCAAAAAUUAUGUGGGGAUGAUGAUGAUGCAGUCAGGAAUGGUGAAACAAGGCGGUGUUAGUGCCUCCAACUAUGAGAAAUUUACAUCAGAGGGCGAGGAUUAUUCCUACGAAAAUGACUUCCACCCUCCCCCCACCUUUACGCCUCCAGAGUUACCAAAGAAGGUGCACGUAAGAGGUGAAACACAGCGGGAGAGAGAAGAUGCGCUGCUGAUGAACCGAGGGACUCCACGCACGGGAGUGCCGCAGAACGCGUUGAUGAACGCGACAACCAAGCAGAUCAGCAAGGUGAAAGGCCCGGGGAACCGCAACACACCCGACCUGACCUCGCCGAACCAGCAGUUCAACAACAGAAACCAGCAACAGGAAGACACGUCAGGCGGAUACCCUGGCUAUCACCUCGCUUACGAAGUGAAAAAACUCAUGCCGACGCAGCGUAACUCGUCGGGCAACAACCAGAACAACAACAGCAACAACAUGCAGGUCGGCAUCGCCGACGACCAGGCCAGGGACUUUGACUUUGAGAAAACCGAGAUGAAGUACGACUCGACCGGCAUGUUCCACUGGAGCCCGGCCAAGAACCUCGAGGACUGCAUUUUGGAUCGGAACCAGGCCGCGAUGACCGUGCUGAACGGGCACGUGGUGGUUUGUCUAUUUGCCGAUCCAGACUCGCCGCUGAUCGGUCUACGCAACCUAGUGAUGCCCUUGAGGGCGUCCAACUUUCACUAUCACGAACUCAAACACGUGGUGAUUGUCGGCUCCGUCGACUACAUCCGCCGCGAGUGGAAGAUGCUGCAGAAUCUUCCCAAAAUCUCCGUUUUAAACGGUUCGCCACUGAGUCGGGCAGACCUGCGCGCGGUGAAUGUCAACUUGUGUGAUAUGUGCGUCAUCCUGUCGGCCAAAGUGCCCAGCAACGACGAUCCAACCCUCGCCGACAAAGAGGCCAUUCUCGCCUCACUCAACAUCAAGGCGAUGACCUUUGACGACACUAUCGGCGUCCUCAGUCAGACCACCGACCAGGACCUGCUGUCGCCGGUCGGCAGUCCGAUCGUUUUGCAGAGGAGAGGAUCAGUGUAUGGAGCCAAUGUGCCUAUGAUUACCGAGCUGGUAAACGACAGCAACGUACAAUUUUUGGAUCAGGACGAUGACGACGACCCUGACACUGAACUGUACCUGACUCAACCCUUCGCUUGCGGCACAGCCUUCGCUGUCAGCGUGCUCGACUCCUUGAUGUCCACUACCUACUUCAAUCAAAACGCUUUGACGCUCAUUCGCUCACUAAUCACCGGAGGUGCUACGCCCGAGUUGGAGUUAAUCCUGGCCGAGGGGGCGGGGCUCCGCGGGGGCUACAGCACCCCCGAGAGCCUCGCGAACCGAGACCGGUGUCGCGUAGGUCAGAUUUCGUUGUAUGACGGUCCGCUAGCUCAAUACGGCGAAGCUGGGAAGUACGGCGACCUGUUUGUGGCCGCGCUCAAAUCGUACGGCAUGCUAUGUAUCGGCCUAUACAGGUACAGGUUUCGCGACACCAGCUCGUCCUGUGAUGCCUCAUCUAAACGUUAUGUUAUCACGAACCCGCCAGAUGACUUUCAACUGUUGCCUACCGACCAGGUGUUUGUGUUGAUGCAGUUCGAUCCCGGGCUGGAGUACAAGCCGAAUCGGAGCGGGGGCGGCGGAGGAGGCGGCGGUGGCGCCAACCCCCGGGGCAAGGACGACAACUCCUGACUGCUGCUUUGCGGCGCCCUCACCGACGGCCCUUACUCCUACAUUUAAAGCCUCGACUGCCUGAUUCACCUGAGGCGACUGCCGAGACAAGAUUUGCACUCUGACCGCGCGAGCCCACCAAACUGCCAGUGAAAAAAGACAUUAUUUACCAACCGGGGGGCUCAACAGGGAAGGGGGACGGUCGCCUCGAAUCAUUCAAAAUCACUUUUUCCAACACACAGGCCAUUCUGAUUUUUGCUUGAGUAUAAUAUGACACACACACAAACAAACAAACACUUUCUUGAGACUUGGGACCUCGUUUUUUCGUUGACUUUCAUUUGCUCUCACUUCUUCAUUUCGGUACAUAUUUUCUCGUUUUAUUGAUUUUUGUCUUUUAGUCGGCACAUUUUCGUGAGUCGUCAACUGUGAUAGCUAUAAUCGUUUUGCGUUUCGACCAGCUCUGGUGGAGACAAUCACGAGCUCUUGAUUGGCACUGACGAGAUAAAUUAGUGCUGAGAGGAAUUUGAUUGAUUUUUUAUAUUUUUAUAUCUCGAACUAGCGGAUAAUUAAUAUGUGUUGUUCAAUUCGUGUUUUUUCCGUUACUCCCACUUGAUUUACCCCUGGCCGAGCAAACGAGUGAUUUCUGUUGCGAUAUUGUGGGAAUAAGGAACGAGACCCUUCCGCGCCGGGAGCCGGAAGGGAGGGCCGCCGCAAGGCACACCGCCACCUUGAAGACAAAAAAGAAAACACACACACACAUACACACUCACACAUUUUCAGUCAGCCAGACUCAAAACGCGAGACCGAAACUGGUGAAGUUUACAAACACUCAAAGUGCACACGAGAUGAACGGACCGGAGACGCAGAAAUCUUAAAAGAAAAGAAAGUGCGACGAGUGAAUGUACCCUACGUUACAGCGGUAUAUGUACAGUUCCACAAAAGACAAACGACACAUUUUUACUACGCAACACGUUUAUACAUUUGAAAGAGAGAGAUUGAGGAGGAGCAUCAAAAAUCAUAUCACACACAUACACACUUCACCCCUGCAUCGUAUCGAGGAGUAGCUUAAAACGCGCUGUACAUAAAUGUGAAAAAUCCCGACUCGCCGCCGCACUAUCCGCGACGAGGCGAACCCGCUUUUUAUUACACUAGGACAGACACAUGCUACUGAGAGUGCAUACGUUUUGAUGGCGCAAGAAGAAAUUUACAUGUUGUACUCACUGUGAUAUUAACUUGAAGAUUAUUCGUUUUUCAAGAUGCGCUAACAACAUAAAAUUAUUGACAUAUAUACUACUUAUUGUAAAGCCAUUACACACAUGAGAGUUAUUAUUAAAUAUUAUUACCGUUAUAAUGCUAAAGAGAGAGGAGAAAGUAAGUAAAAAUUAUAUAAGACGUAAAGAAAUAUUGUUACUUGACAUUUUUCAUCACGAUGAUUGCCUGAACAUUUGUAGCAGACGCCCGCGAAUCUAAAAAUAACCCACACUCACACACGACGUGCAUUACGUAUAUUCGAGUCGGCGAAACAAGAAGAAUAAUUAAUGCACACCAAGACACACCCGCAGUCUCUCAUUCAUUAUCCUCAAAGUUGCUAAACUCUGUCUUUUUUGGUACGUACACGCUGUGUAAUAAUAUCUUAAGAUUAAAAACAAGUUACUACGAUCUAAACCACCGCUAAUCAUCAAACAUAAAUUUCGCAUAACAUAGAAAAUUUUUGUCGGAAAGCAAGAAAAAGACACGAGACGAAAAACAAUGCUAUUUGGACAUCACUUGAGUGUGCAAAUAAAUCUCGAAUUAGGACUCUGAAACUCGCGGUUUUUCGUCAUAACUGUAAUUCUCAAUUAAUAAAUGUGGAACUAAAAUCAUGUUGCAGACGAUUCACGCAGUAAUCAAUGAAUGUUUAAAAAAAGAAACGCGCGCAAUCGCAGUAAAAGUGAAAAAAAGAGAGAAAUUUCCAUGAGCUUGUUGUUGUUAAAGUUUAAAACGAUUCAUCCUCACGCAGAACCGAUAUAUAUGCUCUGUCUUUUUUACUACGUGACACUCUUAAACACACACACACGCUCUAAUUCUCAUUUUUGGCCGAGAGUUAGUUAUUACAAAAACGGGACAAACGUUGUGUGCACAUCUCUCACCAACAAACACUCUUACGCUAAUUAUUAUUAUUAUUAUUAUUGUCACUCUCAAAACGCAUACACAAACCCCUAGAAAUGUUUACUCUGCUGGUCAUUGUUAUGAAAUAAAUUGCAGACAUGUUGCAAAAUUUUAAAAA